CCGCCGGUCACGUGGUCAGGGCGGCGGGGGGAGGCCGCCGGUCACGUGGUGCGGGGCUCCGAGGGCCGGUGGUCAUGGCAGAGCCGGGGGUGGCCGCCGUGGGCCAGGGGCGAGCGGAGUCUGGCGGGGGCCCAGACGGGGCGGGCGCCGACUCUUUGCUGCCGCAGGGAGAGAACGGCGUGGAUGGCAGAGCGAUCCGCGUGGGCACCCGCCGGAGCCAGCUGGCCCGGAUUCAGACUGAUAGCGUAGUUAUGAUGCUCCGUGAGCUAUACCCUGACCUCCACUUUGAGAUUGUGGCCAUGUCAACAACUGGGGACAGGAUCUUGGAUACAGCACUUUCCAAGAUUGGAGAGAAGAGCCUCUUCACCAAAGAGUUGGAAAGUGCACUUGAAAGAAAUGAAGUUGACCUUGUGGUUCACUCCCUGAAGGACCUGCCAACUUCUCUUCCUCCUGGCUUUACGAUUGGCGCUGUCUGCAAAAGGGAGAACCCACUUGAUGCUGUUGUCUUUCAUCCCAAAAACUGUGGAAAAACACUGAGCCUCCUUCCUGAAAAGAGUGUGAUUGGAACCAGUUCACUUCGGAGAGCAGCUCAGCUCAAGAAGAAGUUCCCUCAUUUAGAAUUCAGGGAUAUUAGAGGAAACUUAAAUACCCGUUUAAAGAAGCUAGAUGAGAAAGAAGACUUCAGUGCCAUCAUCCUAGCUGCUGCUGGGCUGAAGAGAAUGGGCUGGGAAAAUCGCAUUGGCCAGCUCCUAGGCCCUGAAGAUUGUCUGUAUGCUGUUGGACAGGGUGCUUUAGCAGUGGAAGUUCGUGCCAAAGACCAAGAGAUACUGAAUAUGGUAUCUGCCCUGCAUGACGCAGACACUGUGUUGUGCUGCAUUGCUGAGAGAGCCUUCAUGAAGCAUUUGGAGGGUGGAUGUAGUGUCCCUGUUGCUGUCAACACCCUGCUGAAGGAUGGCCAGCUGUAUUUGACAGGAGCAGUCUACAGCUUGGAUGGAUCUGAUAGCCUGAAGGAGACCAUGCAGACCGGUGUUAGUUAUCCCCAUCAGAAUGAAGAUGGACCGAAUGAUGAUGUGCAGCAUGUUGGGAUCACGGCCAAGAAUGUUCCUGGUCAGGCUCAGGAAGCUGCAGAGAACCUAGGUGUUGAACUAGCUAGUUUACUUCUGAGCAAGGGAGCAAAGCAUAUCCUAAGCGUGGCAAGGCAGCUCAACGAUGCCCACUGAACCUGGGGUGCAGCCAGCAGGAAUGCUGCAGUUCUAGCUACAAGUCUUUGCAGCUACGUCAUGAUCCUCUGGAGGGAUUUAUUUUAACAUUCAAACCAGUCUUACCUGACGUUUGGGUGCAAAAAAGUGAAAUAUGAAGUUAACUAACUUGAGUAGUUUCUGCUUUUCGGAGUUUUCAUCCCUCUCCAAAUUUCUCUAAAUUCUUAAGUGUUUCUUUGAAGUAGUGUCAACAAUUUUUGUAGCUAGGAAGCUAAGAGAAAAAAAUUAAAAAUAAAAUAAAAGCUUUUAA
Messenger RNA from Poecile atricapillus (Black-capped chickadee), 1509 nucleotides. RefSeq names its product hydroxymethylbilane synthase (gene HMBS). Gene Ontology annotation, cellular component: cytoplasm. Bases 75 to 1220 code for a protein of 381 amino acids. Gene Ontology annotation, molecular function: hydroxymethylbilane synthase activity. Lineage: Eukaryota; Metazoa; Chordata; Aves; Passeriformes; Paridae. The transcript has 13 exons. The record is from RefSeq and is a predicted model, not a curated record. Gene Ontology annotation, biological process: heme biosynthetic process.